GGGGAGGGGGCGUGGCCAGCGCGGGGCCGGUGCGCGGGGUCCCGCCCCCGGCGGCGGCGCGGGACCAUGGCGGCGGCGCGGGCGGGCGGCAGCGCGGCGCGGCGGCUGCGGGCGGGAGGCGCGGCGCGGGGCUACGCGGGGACGGCCGAGGGCAGCUGGCUGCGCUCGCUCUUCGUGCACAAGGUGGAUCCCCGCAAGGACGCUCACUCCAACCUCCUGGCCAAGAAGGAGACCAGCAACCUCUACAAGAUCCAGUUUCACAACGUGAAGCCCGAGUGCCUGGACGCCUACAACAGCCUGACGGAGGAGGCGCUGCCCAAGCUGCACGCGGACGCCGAGUACCCCUGCGCGCUGGUGGGCAGCUGGAACACGUGGUACGGCGAGCAGGACCAGGCAGUGCACCUCUGGCGCUUCUCCGGCGGCUACCCGGCGCUCACCGAGUGCAUGCGCAAGCUGAAGCAGAACCAGGAGUACGUGGCCUUCCAGCGCGAGCGCAGCCGCCUGCUCCUGGCCCGCCGCAACCAGCUGCUGCUCGAGUUCAGCUUCUGGAACGAGCCCCUGCCCCGGCGCGGGCCCCACGUCUACGAGCUGAGGACCUACAAGCUCAAGCCGGGGACCAUGAUCGAGUGGGGCAAUAACUGGGCUCGGGCCAUCAAGUACCGCCAGGAGAACCAGGAGGCCGUGGGCGGCUUUUUCUCCCAGAUCGGCGAGCUCUACGUGGUGCAUCACCUCUGGGCCUACCGGGACCUGCAGUCGCGCGAGGAGACGAGGAACGCGGCGUGGCGCAAGAGCGGCUGGGACGAGAACGUCUACUACACGGUGCCGCUGAUCCGCAGCAUGGAGUCGCGCAUCAUGAUCCCCCUGCCCAUCUCGCCGCUGCAGUGAGCCCGGACCCCCCGGGUCACCUCUGGCCCCCCCGGGCCCCCCCGCGGGGCCGGGAGCUGGGGCCACCCGUGGGUGCUCUCCCGGCUGCGGGCGUCCCCAGCACCAACCACAGCCCCCGGAGGUGACGGUGGUGGCAGGAGGGGACCGUGGUGGCCGGGCGCCGCUGGGAGCCCCGAGUUCGUUGGAGGACGCUGUUAACGACGGGCUGCACCCAUUAAACGUUCAACGUGCC
Messenger RNA from Dromaius novaehollandiae (emu), 1117 nucleotides. It is a transcript of the gene NIPSNAP1, whose product is annotated as nipsnap homolog 1. Bases 67 to 885 code for a protein of 272 amino acids. Gene Ontology annotation, biological process: sensory perception of pain. The record is from RefSeq and is a predicted model, not a curated record. NCBI's taxonomy places the organism in Eukaryota, Metazoa, Chordata, Aves, Casuariiformes, Dromaiidae. Gene Ontology annotation, cellular component: mitochondrion. The transcript has 10 exons.